Messenger RNA from Manacus vitellinus (golden-collared manakin), 3315 nucleotides. Its product is annotated as protein Daple-like. The record is from RefSeq and is a predicted model, not a curated record. The transcript is spliced from 7 exons. NCBI's taxonomy places the organism in Eukaryota, Metazoa, Chordata, Aves, Passeriformes, Pipridae. The coding region runs from base 177 to 2042 and encodes 621 amino acids.
AAUCCCGCACACCUUAAAAGAACACGCACAUUGAUAGAAACACUCAGCAUGUCUUUACAAUACUCUAAAUACAAGCAAAGAUUAGUGAACAUGGACUUAAGUUUUCCCGUAGAAGAUGAAUCACUAUUGCACACUGUGGAUCAUUUCUUCAAUGCAGCACACUUUUAGGGGACCUCAUGGCAUACAGUUUGCUGCUAAUGGACCUAAAGCAAAAAAGGAAUUCCCAUCACGGAGGCAGCAAUGAUAAUGUUGAAAUCUCAGCAGACUCUGUGACAAAACCCUGCUGUGUGGAAAUGGGUUCCAGAACUUACUCAACCUCAGCUAUUCACCUGCACACUUCCACCCCCAUCUCCAGGCUCCAGAGCAGACCAAAAGGCUAUAAUUCAGAAGAUAAUCUAUGUGAACAGUCCCCUGAGGUGGAGUUGGCAAGCACCAGACAGCAUGUGUCCAGGCCAAGCAGUUUGGAGAGCAGUAGGAAUGCUUCCAGCAGUAGUUCACCUCUCAAUUUAAAAGGUUCGUUAGACCAUAUGCAUGGUAGAACUGAGAGCCUCAGCAGUGAAGAUAUGGUGCCAAGCAGAGAGGCACCAGCCUUGCUCCGAGACACCUAUCCCCUUCACUCUGCUUCUGCCAUCUUAAGCCCCAGCAGCAGGCAAGAGUCCUCCUCUCACCGGAAUGGUUUGAUCUCUUAUGAUAAAUCUCAGAAGAGUAACCCAUCUCAGUCUUACCCAGGCAGGCAACGGGCUGCCUCACCUGGCAGUGAGAUGGUAACUUUGGAAGAGUUCUUGGAAGAGAGCAACAGGCUGUCUCCACCAAGUCAUCGGCGCAGUUUAAAUGAGAGUGAAAUGAUUUCAUUGCACCAAUUUCUGUUAGAAGCUGAUGCACUGUAUCCCUCUUGCUGCUGCGAAUGUCCUUCCAUUCCUCAGGAACAUUCGCAGUCACUUGAAUCGCUCCUCAGUCAUUCAUGUCCCGACAGCCUGAGGCACAGGACAGGCAGGGGGAAUAGGAGAUCUGCUUCACUAUAUAUCCCCAGGGACACCUCCAGUAACAGAGAUGACUUGCUCAGCGAUUAUUUUCGGAAAGCAAAUGAGCCUUCAGCUACUGGGAACUUGCUGGUUCAGCCAUCCAGAAAGGAGGCUGCUAAGAUGCCCACUAGUCUUGUUGCUCCAACCGUGAAGAUGACUAUUGUCAAUGAAGAAGGAAGAACACCUAAACCUGGAAAUUACUUGAAGCCAAAUCUUAGACAAGUGGAACCCCCUCUGGCAAACUCCCAGGGGGGGUCCCUUAAGCUUCCUCACACAGCACAGCACCAGCCCAGCAGCGGGAUGCGGCAGAUGGCACAGCCUCAGCAGCCUGGAACCACGAGCAAGAGGAGCACAUCCCUGAGCAGGGCAUUCAGCUUAGCCUCUGCAGACCUCCUCAGAGCCACCGGCCCAGAGACCUACAGGCAGGAGAGCGCUCAGAAGUCAGCAGAGCUGCAUGGGGGCAAGGAUGUUGUCAGUCAGAGCACCAGGGCUUCUGUGCCAACAAGCUCCCAGGCAAUCUUAAGAGAGAGGCCACAGUCUGCGAAGGUGGCAGGUUCCUUGCAAGGUGUCGAUUCCCGCUGUCGGCAGCUGGACGCGAGGCGCCUUUCCCUGGCCCCACCGAAAGAUGAGAGGCCACUCUCCUUCUGUCAGUUCUCUGCCUCGCCCACUGCAUCCACCAGCAGUCUGAAUGCCCAGCAGCCAGAGCAUGUGAACCCUGGGCAGCACUACUCAUCUGCAUCGCACACUCUUUCAAAAGUCAAACCCAAGCCAGCCCCUCGUACUGAGGAGGUGGCCACAGGGGCCCCUGGCAGAGCUGUUUCCAGCAGCACUGAGGGAAAUGCUUCCUUAGGGCAUGGCCAGGGUGAUGCCCUACUUACUAAGUGCCAGGGUAAGCUGCAAGAAAGCAGCACUGAAGCUGUAGAGGAGCCUGUGAGAGGAAGCAGCUCCAACAGCACUCCCGGAUCUCCUGACCCCCAGGGGGAUCAGCAGACAGUUUGGUAUGAGUAUGGCUGUGUGUAACCCACAGAUGCAGCUAUAGUAUGUGUUUGCUAUGGCUGUCCAGGUAACAUUUAUCUAGACACUGUCAGGUCUUAAAAGGCAUCACCUGCAUGCUGCUCUGAGGGUUCUCGGGGUGCCCUUUCCUAGUUAGACAAAGUAUGAUUAAGAGAAGCAAGGAGCAAAACCCCAGCCCUUUUUCUGACACGGUUGUGCCUAAAACAAAGCAGAAUUCUGGCCUAAUCUCACAGCAGACUUGACACCUGAUUCUCAUAGGUGCUGAGCAUUCCCCACUCCAGAGAAGCUUACCAGGGUCCUCUGUCAUUGCUGCACCGUGCACCCUUUUUGCCUGCAUUAAAGAAAAAUUUCACAGGUUGUAUGUGUGCUAAACCCAACCCCACCAUUGAUAAAUAAUUUAACCAUUCUGGAAAGGUCAUAUAAAAGCCAAACUUCUCCCCCAAAACCAGAACUAAGUGCUUGGCUUAAGUAGUGUAAAGAUAAAGUUGAAGAGCAAAAGUCUGUGGCUUUAGCCAUGGAUCUGGUAAAAUCAAUUCUUUUUGCCACAGCAACAUGCUACAGAGGUAUUGUGUAGACUUCAAGGGUCACAUCUCAACCCUCCCCUCUGAGACUGUACAAACACAGAGGCCAGCCUAAUGACCCCAUUGCCUUCACUGUAGCUGCAGCUCAGUGGAUCCUUGACUCUGCAAGCAGAGUGGUGCUGCCUUUUGAAACUUGUUAUACCUUUUAUACAAACACUGGAACUAAUGCAGCCUUUCAGGGGAGGUGCCAUUUCCAUUGCAAAGGUGGCAUCUCAUGUACAAAAGUGUCUUGUAAGUAUGUAUAUAAGAAGCUCAAGUACUGUAUAGGAAUGCUGUGUAAAUUGUGUUAUGACAUCCUUGUGUGCAUGACAGCCCACAUCCUAAGUGGUAUGUGGGAUUUUGUCUCUUAGAAAUCCUUGUUUAUGUCUCCAAGAACUUUUCUCAGUAUAGAAAGCAAAAUAAUUUUGUAUACAUGUGAAAGAAAUAUACUUCUAAAAAUCUAUUUAUGUGCAAAAAGUUCCUUGUAUGUUUCUGUCCGGAGUGUCAUCAGCUGCUUAUUGUAUAUAUGAUCAAAUGUGUAUCUUUAAUUCCAUGUUUGUAAAGCUGUUUUUCUUGCAAUAGACUAAAUCCUUUAAAAAAUACUUGUUUUGCUGGUUCUGAUUUAAUUUAGUAAAAGCUAAAACUGAUUCAUUUGAUGAUGUUUUUGUUAUCUAAUAUGUAGUGAUCCCAUUCUGGAAACUACAGAAUUGUUUAUAAUA